Lactuca saligna is the source of this 1422-nucleotide messenger RNA. The record is from the annotation of a GenBank genome assembly. Lineage: Eukaryota; Viridiplantae; Streptophyta; Magnoliopsida; Asterales; Asteraceae.
AUGUCAGACAAGUUUUUGUUGGAGAGGUCGCCAGUUAAAUACUUGUUGGAAGAAAUGCAUGGUGGAAAUUCGUUACGGAUGACAACAACCCUUGCCAAUGAGAAGGAUCGGGAAAGAGUAUAUGACACUAUUUUUCGCAUGCCUUGGCGUUGUGAGUUGCUCAUAGAUGUAGGCUUCUUUGUGUGCUUGGAUUCAUUCCUGUCACUGUUAACGAUCAUGCCAAUUAGGCUUCUCACAAGCUCUUGGAGGCUUUUGAAAACAAGGCAGUUGAAGUCACUUUCAGCAGCGGAUCUUUCUGACUUUGGAUGUUUUCUUAUGCUGGCUUCUGGAAUUAUUCUAUUACAACAAACAGAUAUCAGCCUGAUCUAUCACAUGAUUAGAGGUCAAGGAACGAUCAAACUCUACGUGGUGUAUAAUGUAUUGGAGAUAUUUGAUAAAUUAUGCCAAAAUUUUGGUGGAGAUGUGUUGCAAACACUAUUCAAUACUGCUGAUGGUUUUGCAAAUUGCUCACCAGAAAACAUGAGAUAUUGGCUUUGGAGAUUCAUCUCUGAUGAAGCUUUAGCUGCAAUCACCCUGUCGACCUGUAUAGUUGCACACAACAAUGCGUUGUUUGCUUUGCUGGUCUCAAACAAUUUUUCAGAGAUAAAGAGCAAUGUUUUUAAACGUUUCAACAAGGAUAACAUACAGAGUCUCGUAUAUUUUGAUUCAGUGGAGAGGUUCCAUAUUGCAUCCUUUCUCAUUUUUGUCUUGGCUCAGAAUAUUUUGGAAGCUGAAGGUCCUUGGUUUGAGAAUUUUCUUUAUAAUGCCUUUGUGGUUUACAUAUGCGAAUUAAUGAUUGAUAUAAUCAAACAUUGUUUCAUUGCUAAAUUCAAUGAAGUAAAGCCCAUUGUAUAUUCUGAAUUUCUUGAAGACCUUUGCAAACAGACUCUAAAUAUCCAGCCUGACAAUCCAAAGAAAACCCUUACGUUUGUCCCUCUGGCACCGGCUUCUGUGGUGAUACGAGUGCUGAGUCCAGUUUACGCAGCCCAUAUUCCAUGUGGGCCGAUGGUAUGGAGAGUUGUGUGGAUAUUUAUGUUGUCAGUGAUGACGUUUGUGAUGCUGACAAGCCUCAAACUCAUCAUAGGAAUGGGUCUUCGUAAACAUGCUACUUGGUAUAUUAAAAGGUGCCAAGGGAGGAAACUCCACUCCGAUUAAAUAAUCUUUAAUAAUAAUCAUAUAUAUAUAGAUGGGUACAUAUUUUUUUUUUCUAGAGGAAAAGUAUAAAUAUUAUCAACAUCAUCAGUUUUGGUUAUUUAAGGCAAAGGAGUUGGUAGAUUUUGUGAAAUGUUUGGACCAUCAACUAUUUUGUUUAAAAAGACAACGUUACAGAAGUGAAUAACACUAGGAUUUCAAAAUUCGGAACAAAUCAAGUAACAUACUGGC